AACGUGGCGAUACCAACUGGGAGAAAGGGAGACCGGAUACCGUUGUGGCGUUGUGCGCAGCGCAUGCUCUGCAUCGGCGCUCGCUGGCCGUCCCCACCGCGAAGCCCGCGACCGCAGAUUGCUCCCUCCUCCGCCUUCCCCACCCCUAUUUCUUGCCUCUCUUCCUCCUCGUCGCUGCUCUCCCAUUCACUCCUCUCCUGCCCUCUCCUCCUCUCUCCCGCCCCUCGGCGCCUCCGCUUUAUCCCCCCCUCUUUUCGUCGCUUUGCAGUGAUGGAUGACAAUGAUAAGGGUGAUCAUGGAAAGAUGCUUUACACACGGUUGAGGUUAUGGCAAUUCACCGACAAGUAUAUCCUUGAGCCAAUUGAUGUCUCUUCUGAUUCUUAUUUGUCGAUCAGUCGCACUGAUGGAUCAAGCAGCUUAAUAGCUCAACUUCCAAAGUGCACAACACAGUCUCCAAGUGUUCGCCCUGUUUUUGGCGUGAUUGGAAUGCUUAAGCUUUUAGUAGGAUCAUAUUUGUUGGUUGUAACAGAGCGUGAAUGUGUUGGAUCUUACCUAGGGCAUCCAAUUUACAAGGUCUCAGGCAUGCAGAUUCUUCCAUGCAAUAAUUCUCUGAAAAAUUCUUCGUCUGAGCAGAAAAAGAUGGAAUCUGAGUUUUCCGUUCUUCUAGAGGCUGCACAAAGUACGCCAGGCCUGUACUUCUCCUACGACGUCAAUCUAACUCUAUGCUUGCAGAAGUUACAUGAGUUGGGAAAUGACUCGAAGAUGGUACCUCUUUGGAGACAGGCAGAACCUAGAUUUCUUUGGAAUAGCUAUAUGUUGGAAGCACUUAUUGAUAACAAAUUGGAUUCGUAUAUGCUACCAAUCAUCCAAGGAAGCUUCCAAAGUUUUCAAGCAGCCAUUGGUUCACAAAUCAUUGAUGUUACCUUAAUUGCACGUCGAUGCACAAGGAGAGCAGGUACUCGGAUGUGGAGAAGAGGAGCUGACUCAGAAGGCUAUGUUGCAAAUUUUGUUGAAUCAGAACAGAUUUUGCAAACUAAUGGAUUUACAGCAUCCUUUGUCCAAAUUCGUGGAUCAAUGCCAUUUCUAUGGGAGCAAAUUGUUGACCUGACAUAUAAACCUAAAUUUGAUAUUGUUAGGCCUGAUGAGGCGUCUCGUGUGGCUGAAAGGCACUUCUUAGAUUUAAAUAAAAAGUAUGGUUCAGUUGUAGCUGUUGACCUUGUCAAUCAGCAUGGAAGUGAGGGACGUCUAAACGGAACUCUCAAAAUGAUUUGCGAGCGACAUCGGCUGUUGGAGGCGGUCUACCAAAAGAGGGCGGGGUUGACCAGCUGCGAGCGGCGUCAGCCGCUGGAGGCAAUGUCGGUCGUCUGUGGGCGCGAGGAGGGAGAAGGCGUAUGGGCUGCCGGCGUGUGUGAGAGAGAGCAUGCUGGAAUGGGGGAGAACGGCGGGGUAGUUCUCGUCUACGAUAUGUGGAGGCAGAGGUAG
This is a messenger RNA of Zingiber officinale, 1482 nucleotides long. RefSeq names its product phosphoinositide phosphatase SAC7-like. Gene Ontology annotation, biological process: phosphatidylinositol dephosphorylation. Lineage: Eukaryota; Viridiplantae; Streptophyta; Magnoliopsida; Zingiberales; Zingiberaceae. The record is from RefSeq and is a predicted model, not a curated record. The coding region runs from base 64 to 1482 and encodes 472 amino acids. Gene Ontology annotation, cellular component: endoplasmic reticulum. The transcript has 15 exons. Gene Ontology annotation, molecular function: phosphatidylinositol-4-phosphate phosphatase activity.